Medicago truncatula (barrel medic) is the source of this 1705-nucleotide messenger RNA. Its product is annotated as triacylglycerol lipase 1. Bases 126 to 1343 code for a protein of 405 amino acids. Lineage: Eukaryota; Viridiplantae; Streptophyta; Magnoliopsida; Fabales; Fabaceae. Gene Ontology annotation, molecular function: hydrolase activity, acting on ester bonds. The record is from RefSeq and is a predicted model, not a curated record. The transcript has 9 exons.
UUUACAGAACACGCGCCAAUUGUGGCGCGUUGGAGCGAUGGAUAAUCUAUCGAACCCGAUAGUAUAAAUUAGAUUACAAAUGAUGAGUGUUGCCACCAUCAUCAUCAUCAAAGAGAACUUGGGGGAUGGGGAGUGUUUGGUUGAUGACAAUUGCCAUACUCUUAUCCUUCGGAAUCAUCGCUCACUCUUUCGACGGCGGCAGCGCACCCCCCAAACAACAACCAACUCUCUGUGAUGAACUCAUUCUUCCAGCCGGUUACCCUUGCUCCGAAUUUGUGAUUGAAACAAAGGAUGGUUUCUUGUUAGGUCUUCAGCGCGUGUCUUCUUCUUCUUCUUCUGCGCGUAUUCGUUAUUCUGCUCAACAACAACAACGAGGUCCUCCAGUUCUGCUUCUCCAUGGCCUCUUCAUGGCAGGUGAUGCAUGGUUUCUAAAUACACCAGAACAGUCAUUGGGCUUCAUCCUUGCCGAUCAAGGUUUUGAUGUUUGGGUAGGAAAUGUGCGUGGAACACGUUGGAGCCAUGGGCAUAAAUCUUUAUCAGAGAAGAAUAAGCAUUUUUGGGAUUGGAGCUGGCAAGAAUUAGCCCUGUAUGAUCUUGCGGAAAUGAUCAAUUAUAUUAAUUCAGUGACAAACUCAAAGUUAUUUGUAGUUGGGCAUUCACAGGGGACAAUUAUAUCUUUUGCUGCCUUCACUCAACCGGAUAUAGUAAAAAAGGUUGAAGCUGCAGCUCUUCUGUCUCCAAUUUCAUACUUGGAUCAUAUUAGUGCACCUUUGGUACUAAGAAUGGAAAAGAUGCACAUUGAUCAGAUGAUUUCUACAAUGGGUGUUCAUCAGCUGAAUUUCAAAAGCGAUUGGGAAACCAAUCUCUUGAUUUCCUUAUGUGAUACUCGUCUAAGUUGCAGUGACAUGCUGUCAUCCAUUACAGGAAAGAAUUGUUGCUUCAACGAGUCACGCGUGGCUUAUUAUCUUGAACAAGAACCUCACCCAUCAUCCUCCAAAAACUUGAACCACCUUUUCCAGAUGAUCCGCAAAGGCACCUUCUCCAAGUACGAUUAUGGAAAGCUUAAAAAUCUGAUAGAGUAUGGCAAUUUCAAACCACCAAAAUUUGACCUUAGCCGCAUACCCAGAUCAUUGCCUUUGUUGAUGGCUUAUGGGGGAAACGAUGCUUUAGCAGAUGUAACUGAUUUCCAGCACACACUCAAGGAACUGCCAUCCACACCUGAGGUGGUUUAUCUUGAAAACUAUGGUCACAUUGACUUCAUUUUAAGCUUGCAAGCAAAACAAGAUCUUUAUGACCCUAUCAUCAGUUUCUUCAAGUCAAUGGGGAAAUUUAGUAGUAUUUAAAACUUGCUUCCUUCCAUUACGAUGAAUGUAAUAUAACUAUUUAUAGAUUCAUUAAACAUACAGUGGAGUCCGUCCACUUUGAUCUUGUGUCUGUAAAUAUGAUGAUGAUAAAUCCCACAGAAGUAUUUACUGUCUUAGUUUGCUACUAAUUGAUUGGUUGAAGUUAAAACCAUUGUUUGGAAAAAUAGAUUCCAAACCAUUGAAUGAUAGAGGAAAAAGGUUAAAAAUUCUCAGUGAAGAUGUAGAAAGGAUGGAGUGCACCACUGAUAUGAAGGUUAUUACUUCUGUACCUUUAUAUACUAUUUUCUUUGCCAUUACCAUACUGUUAGCAUAUAUCAUUAAUUAUUGAGGCAUUUCUGUUA